Messenger RNA from Phalaenopsis equestris, 1832 nucleotides. RefSeq lists its product as uncharacterized. The record is from RefSeq and is a predicted model, not a curated record. Gene Ontology annotation, biological process: polyamine transport. The coding region runs from base 125 to 1741 and encodes 538 amino acids. Lineage: Eukaryota; Viridiplantae; Streptophyta; Magnoliopsida; Asparagales; Orchidaceae. The transcript has 7 exons. Gene Ontology annotation, cellular component: periplasmic space. Gene Ontology annotation, molecular function: polyamine binding.
UGCAACGAGUGUAUCCCGUUCUUCAAACCUUAUUACAAGCAAAGAGCUUCAGCUAAUCGGAUGAGCCUUGAAACCUCUACUUUGCGUUGUUCUCUAUCCACGCUGCAAACAACCUUCUCAGUCAAUGGACAGUCUCUACCUUCGCCUCUCUUCUCCUCCUCGUCUCAUCGACCUGCACUUUUCGAACCCUAGAUCAAUCGCAAGCCAUCAUCUUAGCUCUGGAUCCCCACCUUUUCGAUGUCCAUUAUUCAUUCACGCCCCAAAGAUGAGUCGCCACUUCUUCCUCUUUGCCUCCGCCUCGUCAGGUGGCGCCGGAAUGCUUCCAAGACCUUCUAAAUCGUCUUCUGCUCCCUGCUUGGAAGCACCAAGCCAUCUCUCACUGCUGUUCAUCCACCUCGUGACAUCCGCAGUUUUAUUCGCAUGUUUUCGUGCGCGCGCAUCAGCCAUAGGACCUUCCCUAUCACUAACCACCACCGCCUCUAUCCCAUCAGAAAUAGCUUCGGCUGAGGGCUCAAGUUCUUCUGCUGGUGAAGUGGAGGAUGAGGAAUUUAGGGCUGCCUUUGAGCAGUGGAAGUCCAAAACCUUUGCCUUAACUGUUCCUCUCCGGAUAGUUGCGCUACGGGGUUCGGUGCCUCCCUCUUGGCUUAAGGAUUUUGUUCAAGCGCAAGGAAGGAGGUUGAAGAUGAAUACUGAGCUCCGUGGAAGUCUUGAAUCCAUAUAUUCUGAGCUGAAUUUGGCUUUUGAUAAAGAUUUUGUGGAUCGUAAGUCUGCCAUGUCUGCUGAUCUUAUUUCUUUGGGUGAUUCUUGGCUUAGCAUUGCCAUUCAAAAGGGUUUAAUUGAUCCUAUACCUAACAUAGAAGAACAAGAUUGGUUCAAGUCUUUAGGCAACAAGUGGAAGGUUCAAUUGUGCAGAAAUGUGAUGGGAGAGUUGGAUCCUUUGGGCAACAUAUGGGGAGCGCCUUAUCGUUGGGGAGCAAUUGUAAUAGCCUACAAGAAGAGCAAAUUUAAAAAACAUAACUUGGCCCCAAUUGAGGAUUGGGAUGAUUUGUGGAGGCCCGAAAUUACUGGAAAGAUUUCAAUGAUAGAUUCUCCAAGAGAGGUCGUCGGUGCUGUUUUGAAGCGCAUGGGAGCAUCAUAUAAUACUAAAGAUAUUGAUUUACAUGUUAUUGGUGGGAGAGAGGGUGUUUUGCAUAAUUUAAAAUCACUCCAAAAACAGGUGCGCUAUUUUGAUAGUGUGAAUUAUAUGAAGUCAUUCGGCGUAGGAGAUGUGUGGGUUGCUGUAGGGUGGAGCAGCGACGUCAUUCCUGCCGCAAAGAGAAUGGCUAAUGUGGCCGUAGUUAUUCCCAAAUCUGGCAGUAGUAUUUGUGCUGACCUUUGGGCAACACCUGCUGCAACCAAGUUCAGGACUGAUCGGAUUGGUGGGAGGGUAAGAGGUCCAUCCCCUCUCAUUCACCAAUGGAUCGAAUUCUGUUUACAAACAGCACGGGCAUUGCCGUUCCGGCAAGAAGUAAUCUCCGGAGCUUCUCCUUUUGCGCUCGAACACCUUCCGAUGGAACGAAUAGAGCCUGUUAAAGGGAAGCCAAAACUGGACACUAAUCUUGUGGAUGGGGUUCCCCCUCCUGAAAUUUUAGAAAAAUGCGAGUUUCUUGAGCCACUUUCAGAGAAGGCUUUGGAUGAUUAUAAAUGGUUAGUAUCCUUUAUGCAGAAACCACAUGGCAGUCUCUUUAGACAAUCUAAAUGAAUUUGUUAGCAUUAGUAGUUUUUGGAAGAUUUACAUACAUAUGACUCAAUUCUUAUGUAUUUAUAUGUCUAACACCUAAACUUCAAUUUUU